AAAAACUCCCAGAGAUUCUACGCAAACUACCCGGCUUCGUCUCUCCUCUGUGUUUCCCUUCCUCUAUAAAAGCCCGUCACUGUGGCCGGUUGCCGUGGAACAAAUCCUCGUUUGCUUAUAUGAGGACGGCGAAGUUGGUGGAAGAGGUACGUCAGCGGAGAGAGGAUUCGGUUAAAAUGGCUUCUUUGACUGCGCGGCAGGGAAGGGAGCUUCAGCGCUACACCAGGACCGGAGGGCGCCUCGUUGCCGGAUGCAUUCCUUAUAAGUUCAACGUGAACUGUUCAAGUAGUGAUUUGCUUAAUUCAUUGGAGGUUCUUGUCAUCAGUUCUCAGAAGGGACAUGGAAUGAUGUUUCCCAAGGGUGGUUGGGAAAGCGAUGAGACAAUAAAACAAGCAGCUUCUAGAGAAGCUUUAGAGGAAGCUGGCGUUCAAGGAAAUGUAGAGAGAAGAUUGGGCACAUGGAAAUACAGAACCAGCUUACAAGUUGUAAAUGAGGGAGUAAUGUUUCCACUGAAUGUAACAGAUGAGCUUCUCCAAUGGCCUGAGAUGAGUGUGAGGAAGCGCAGCUGGGUCUCUGUGGCAGAGGCAAUGGAAGGAUGUGAGCAUCAAUGGAUGAGAGAGGCUUUGGAUAGAUUAGUGAGGCGGCUUUCAACUUCGAUUCGCCGCCGUCGUCUGAAGUCUGCUUCAUCUGUAUGA
This is a messenger RNA of Dendrobium catenatum, 695 nucleotides long. RefSeq names its product nudix hydrolase 17, mitochondrial-like. The transcript is spliced from 5 exons. The record is from RefSeq and is a predicted model, not a curated record. Gene Ontology annotation, cellular component: cytoplasm; nucleus. Gene Ontology annotation, molecular function: pyrophosphatase activity. Lineage: Eukaryota; Viridiplantae; Streptophyta; Magnoliopsida; Asparagales; Orchidaceae. Bases 120 to 695 code for a protein of 191 amino acids.